AUGGCCGACACCGAUGAAGCGGCGAUCCACAUGCCGUCGCAGGAUGGGUCGGCGCAUAUCGAAGUCGACUUGUCCGAUGAGACGCAGGACUUUCGCAUGCUGAGCAACAUCUCCUUCCUUACAGAUGGCACCCAAGCGAGCAUCCCCAAACGAGGCGAGAAGGACUUCGAACCGAACCCGACGCUCUACCAGGCCGACAUCCUCUCCGCCUCCCGCCAGGCAAUGCACAACGCCCUCUCCUACCCCCGCAUCCACCACCCGAAGAAUCAGAUGAUCGGCGUGUACGCGCCCAAUGGACCGGCGCCGCCAUCCCAACACACGCCCUCGAAUCUCGAAUCGAUAGCGGAGGGGUCUCCUCAGACUUACGCGGAAGUACCGAGCACGACGACGACGACGACGACGGUAGGCAACGUCCAUCCCGACGCCUGCGUGUACGUCGCGAACCCUAAAUCCAAUCUCUUCAAGACCAUCGGCCAGGCGGACCGGUGGAACCGGAUCUGGCUCCUUCCGGAGGAGGCGUUGUUUAUGCUGGAGAGAGGGAGUUUGAAUAUCCAUUGGCCUCGUUCGGAGGUUGGGUAUGACGAGGAUGAGGAGGACGAGGGUGAUGAGAACAACACCGAGGACUCGGGAAUUCCGAUGAGCUUGCAGGCUGCCUAUGCGGCCUUUGCAUCGAGAGGCGGGCUGAACAGCGAGCGGUUCUCGGUGUAUACGGGGCUGCGACGGCUGGGCUACACGAUCACGCGGGCACCGGGCUGGAACGACGACGGGGAGGAUGCGGCUGGGAUCGAAGACUCGGGGUCGGAGGAAUCAGGGAAGCACGGCGCUGGAUUAGCCGGGAUCUAUUCGAGGUUCAUGGAGUGGCUCUGCCCGCCGAGUACCAACACGGCGUUGGGACCCGUUGCGGGAGUCGGAUUCCACCGCAGCUAUGACGAUAUCUACAGCAAACUCUCGAUAAUCCCCUGGUACGACCCGACGGCUGCUCCCCAAGCGGCCCGAUCCCCCGCGCAAGCGCCCUACCGAGUUGUCUUCCACGUGUACAAACCCUCCACCCCCUUCAAGAAGUCCGCGCCGCCGCCGCCGGAUUUCCGGAUCGCUGUGGUCGAGGCGCGUGCGCACACCUCUGUCCCCACCCUGUCGCAGUUGGGGGCUCUGCUCGAGAGCACGCCCCUGGAUCCCCCGACGAGCGAGAAGAUGAGCCGGCAGCUGUACAUGCGGCUGCGCCACGGAUACCGGAACGUGAUUCUCGCGGUGGUGGAUGAGGGGGUCGUGAGCUAUCUACGCAUCUCGGAGGCGGCCUUUGGCAAGGAGAAGCUUUACAAGCAGAAGGCGUUGGCGAACAAGACGCAGUACCGGCCGAAACCCAAGCCGAAAGGGCGAUGA
Messenger RNA from Aspergillus aculeatinus CBS 121060, 1380 nucleotides. RefSeq names its product tRNA-splicing endonuclease subunit SEN54 family protein. Gene Ontology annotation, biological process: tRNA-type intron splice site recognition and cleavage. The coding region runs from base 1 to 1380 and encodes 459 amino acids. The record is from RefSeq and is a predicted model, not a curated record. Gene Ontology annotation, cellular component: tRNA-intron endonuclease complex. The transcript has 3 exons. NCBI's taxonomy places the organism in Eukaryota, Fungi, Ascomycota, Eurotiomycetes, Eurotiales, Aspergillaceae.